Eremothecium cymbalariae DBVPG#7215 is the source of this 4770-nucleotide messenger RNA. RefSeq names its product Tho2p (gene THO2). Gene Ontology annotation, biological process: mRNA processing; mRNA export from nucleus. Lineage: Eukaryota; Fungi; Ascomycota; Saccharomycetes; Saccharomycetales; Saccharomycetaceae. Gene Ontology annotation, molecular function: mRNA binding. The record is from RefSeq and is a predicted model, not a curated record. Bases 1 to 4770 code for a protein of 1589 amino acids. The transcript has a single exon. Gene Ontology annotation, cellular component: THO complex part of transcription export complex.
AUGUCAAUCAUUGGAAAGUUAAAUAGUUUAGCUAAAGAGCAUACUCCUUUUAAAAGAACUAUAUUCACGGAUGAGUUCUUGAAAGAUUGGCAAGGCAAUUCUAGCAAGCUUCUGGAGCGAUAUGAUUCGAUAGAGGAGAGUUCGGAGAAAGAUAAUCUCAUCUAUGACAUAUUCAAUGAGGCUAUGGUAUUCACUAAUAAGGAAUUCAAGGAUCUACUUAAUGAUGAUUAUGGGAUGUUAGGAGAAUUUUUGUCUAAGUUAUGUGAGAAGAAUAGUCAGGCUAAUCCGCGUAUGCUGGCCAAUAUCAUAAAUUACUUCCCUAGGUCUCUAGAAGAUGAUAGCAAUGUCAUUGCGCUUAUUGGAGCGAUACGUGGCGUUGAUUUUGAGUUUUCUGCUAGUUUAGUAGAGAAACUAUUAACCCACAGAUGGACAAAAGAACAAACAUCGUUGUACAAACGAAAUCUCAUAUCAGAAAAAUACCACUUAAAAAAGUAUAAUCUGUUAUUUGAAUGCGCCCCAGGCUUUUCUCAGAUAUGUUCGUUGUUACAUGUGGCAUACUCUGAUAAAGAUAGGUUUCAAUCUCUGAAAUAUUACUGGAAUCAGAUGCAAUUUAUUGCAGGAAAAUAUACCUUGGACCCAAUUCGUGUUUUAGAUGUGGUCCUCAGAAUUUCAUCCAUAUAUAUCCAUAAUCACUAUGAUUUUCUGCUGGACUUAUUGAAAGUUUCCGAUUAUUGGCCUCAUGAAAUCUCAGAUCCGUUUGACUGGAAUAAAUUGAAUUAUGGUGGCAAUGUAGUUGCUUCACGGCUGAUCGCCUACAAAUUAUCUAACGAAAAAUUUGAUCAUAAGUAUAUGGACAUGGUCUGCAUAUUGAUAAAAGAAGGUUUCAUCUCGUAUAUUUCUAUCUUUGAGGCUUUGAGGCCUGAUGAAGAGACAGUGCAAACUUAUGUUGAAGAGUAUUAUGCCGAUUUAGAAAAGCAGUCUUCAGAAGGAGUUUUAAAUCCCUUAGCUAUGGCUGCGGCAUUACCGGAUGAAGAUGAAACCUCUGCACCUGCAGCUAAUGGGGAACAGAAGAGCGAUGGCCAAGUUAAUGUAAAGAAAGAGAAGGAAAGGCAGGAACAGAGAGAGGAAAAGGAAAGGAAGAAUAGACACUAUAGGGUGAAGCGGACUGGGAAGUGGAGAUUAGUAACAAGUUGCCUAAAUCAUGGACUAUUAUUCCCUGCAUUGUAUUCCAUAAAAAAAAAUGAAAAGGUCGCAUUAUCUAUUGACGCCCUGGUAGAGGCGUGUAUUAGAAUAUUUGAUUACAUGAUACAACCAUUAUAUGAACAGGCAAUUAAUGCACCAAAAUGUAACGCUGUUUCUAGAGUCACCAUGAAAAUGUCGAAUAGUGGUUUACCAUCUAAAGAGCCGCGUUUAAUUCAUGAAUAUGUAUCUCCAAAUGUGAGUGAGCGGUUCCUGUUUAAUGUGAAGUAUUCAUUUUAUUAUACUGAGUGGACCGAUAAGUUACCUGUUCUUCACAAUAUUGAAGACUUAUUUCGUUAUUCUCAUCAGAUACUUGGUCUUCUUGGUCCAAGACUGUCGGUGUCUUCAUCUGUAAUUACCAAACUCAAUUCUAUUGCAGUUCAUGAUAUUGAAUCUUCAAAUAACUCCGAAGAUACAAUAGAGAUGUGGAUUAACUAUUUUAGAAAAUUUAUAUUUCCUGCAAUUGCUGCUAUAGAAGACGACUUCGUGCCAAAUUUAUCCGCCUAUGAAUUAAUGAAAAGAUUCCCAUUUGAAAAACGGUACUUUUUGUAUAAUGAAAUGUACACUAAGACAUCAAACGAUAACGUCUUUGUUAGAUUGGCCUUUAAUAAAGUGGGGAAAAGGAUAAAAACUUUAUUAAAAUCCUUAAGUAUUGAUGACAUCGCUGAUAAGGUAAAUGAUGUUUCGAGAAUUGUAUCCAGUAAUCCGCUAGCGGCAUUGGGACCCAUUGUUAAUCAAAUUGAGAAUUAUGAUAAGGUUUCAGAACUUGUUGUGAUUUCAGCAAAUAAGUUUCCUAAAAUUGCUUACGAUAUCUUACAAUAUGUUCUAUUGUUGAAAUUGACUUCAGGCAGAAAUUUAUUACAGAGUGACGGUAUAAAUCAAAACACUUGGAUCCAACGGCUAAGUGUAUUCAUCGCUGGAUUGGCAAAGUCUUGCCCUGAAAUGGAUUUAACGAAUAUAUUGACUUUCUUAGUGAAGAGUUUGCAUAAGAAUCGCAAUGUAUCCUUUCCGGUUCUUAAGGAACUAAUAUCUAAGGUUGGCGGGAUUCAAAAUUUGAAUCACGUAAGUUCUCAACAACUCCAGAUGCUAAAUUCUGGGCCUUCGCUGCAAAAAGUUGCCAGAUCUUUGAUAUUAGACACAAGACAAGAUACAUUUGAAGCUGCACGAGCAAUCACACAAGUCUUUGUGAAAUUAAAUGCUAUUACUGAGUUAAUCGUAAUGCUUUGCAACCUGAAUAUUUCAAAUCAAUCUGAUGAUAUACAUUAUAAAAUAUUGUCUACUAAAUGUGACGAUUCUAAUUCUUUGUUGUGGACACUAAUUGAAAUGUUAAAACAUACACUAUCAUUGGAGGAAUUUGUUUCCAAUGUUUUGCCAUUUUAUGAACUGGUAAAUGACUAUAAUGUACCAAUUGAAUGGAGCUUUCAUAUAUGGAGAGAUUUUUUUGAUGAGAAAAUCCACGAAGGUGAUGAAUCUAUGAAACAAAUUGAUGAAAUUAUUGAAAAAACUGAAUUUAAAUAUGUGUCAUUUGAGAAUUUAAACAAGGAAUUAUUUACUAAUUUCUGGAAAUUGUCGCUUUAUGAUGUGCAGUUUAACAAAGCGUUAUAUGAUAAAACUACAAGCGCUUUAAACUCAAAGUUAAAUGCGGUAAAAUUACAGCGUGAGCGCAAUUCCAUUAUGAACGAUGUACAAGAAGUAAUGUCGAACUGUUUAGCUCAUCAAAGGGCCUUUAAGCAAAUACAAGAACUUUUGCAGGGAAAUAAAGAAAAGUGGCUCCCAGAGUUGAACGCUGAAACAAAUCAAGCAUUCUUUCAGUUCUGUAUUCUACCAAGGACUUUAUUUUCUUCUGCCGACGCAAUUUACAGUGCACUGUUCAUUGUUGAACUUUGUGGUAUUCAGAAUUCUUUCAGUAUCUUCAAAUUUUUUGUUGAUUCUCAUAUCCUUGGUGGUCUUCUGUUCUCCUGUACUGUUACUGAGUCAGCUAAUAUGGGCUUUUUCACUAAUGUUUUACUAAAUACUUUUGAAAAAGCUAGGUCUGAAGGUGUCUUUGAUAACUGCAGCCUUGAGGAGAUCUAUCGAUUACAUUCUAUUAUGAUAGGAGAUUUGACUGGUUUGCUAGCUGAAUCGAAUUACAUGUCAAUUAGGAAUAGUAUUGAAUUUCUCAAUCAAAUUUCACAUAAAUUCCCAGUUGUUGAUGAGCAUAUAAAGGAACUUUGUCAUUCUUUGGAAUAUAAGUUAGUCGGUGAUAAUAGAGAAGAUAUAAGAUUACCCUGUAAUGCUUUAAUUGGUCACCUCAAAAGCCGUCUAAAGAAUGCUUCCCGGAAACAAGAUUUUUAUGAGCUUCCGGAGGAGGAAUUGUUAGAAAUCCGUAAACUUGAUGAAGAACGUAUGCUAAUCAAAAAAUAUCAGGAGUCAUUAGCUCAAGAAGACGAAGCAAAGAAGUUGGAAGAGGAAAGUAAGAUGAAUAUAUUAAAGCCUCUAGAUGAUAGAGUGGAGAGCAGAUAUAUGGCAAAUACAGGUGAAGCUGAUAGUACAGACGCAGAAAAGACGAAACAGCAAUCAGAAGCUGUCUCCUGUCAACUCCAUCAGAUUUUAGAUAACAUGGACCAAGUGCUAAAUCUCCUAAGAACUGAAUCAGCUGAAGAAGCACCAAGAUUUAUUAGAGUCGUUUUCUUCAAAAAUGAAUUUAAGAAAGUUAUCAAUGACUACAAAGGUGACCUUGAAGGUUUUAGGAAAAAUAUUGCUAAUAUUUUGGUUGACUAUUUCUACAGUAUGGUGCAGUGGCCCCAAAGUAAUCCAACAUUUGUCCAGAAGGCCCGGGAUAUUAAGACAGCAUGUUUGAAAUGUAAUGCCCCUAUUAGCAAGGCAACGAAGAUAAAGGUGAUGGCUGAUGACCUAUAUGGCGAAGAUAUAGCGUCCUCCUGGGCAACCAAUCCCAAAGCAGCUAGAACAAAUAGAGAAAGUCGGUUUGCAGGUGCUAAACCAGUACCUAACCUAACUUCUGAUACAAGUACUUCAAACGAGAACAAGUGGAAGACUGAACGAGUGGAAAAAACUGCAAUAGACACUAGAAAUACUUCGAGAUAUGCCGAUGAGGAUACAAAGUCAUCAACACAAACCAAAAAAGAUGACAAGCCAUCCGGUUCCCGUUUCAACAACGGCAAGGUGCCCGUUAAAAAGCCUGUUGAUAAUAAACAAGAUCAAAAGCCAUCCAACAGUCUACGUAACAGAGUCGGUUCCAGAUUCGAAGGUAGGCAAGAAAACAGCACUAGAUUUUCUGGCCCUAGAGCAGACCCUAUAAGAUUCCCCACAGCCCCUGCCCGUCAUGCAGAACCUGUUAACGAAAGUCGAUUUCGAAAUAUGCCCAAAGAACUGUCACGGAAACGAGCUGCUGAAGAUUACAGAUACGGUGAUAGCAAGCGUCAGAGACAGGAAGAUGAUAAUCGAAGAAAACCAACCAAAGAAACUCGUGGAGAACAACACCCAACUGCUAUUCUGAGUCAGAAGAAAGGUGGAUUCAGUAGAUUUCGAUAA